Seminavis robusta is the source of this 6867-nucleotide messenger RNA. The record is from the annotation of a GenBank genome assembly. NCBI's taxonomy places the organism in Eukaryota, Bacillariophyta, Bacillariophyceae, Naviculales, Naviculaceae.
AUGAGUGCCAACAACGUUAACAACAUGAAGAAUAUUAACAACAACAACAAAAACAACAAGACGAAAAGUGUCGUGAAGCUUCUCUUGGGGUUGAUUUGGAUGGCCGCCAACCUCCAAGUCACAGACGCCAAACCCAAGACUGGCAAUUCCGACUACAUGCCUGAAAUCGUCCAGCCCUUUGAUGCCAACCACCGUGCCUUAAUGGAAAUGCCCCCCGGUCAUAUCUGCAUCGAAGGAAACAACAAGCACAAGCAUAAUAUCAGGAGCAAUGAUAAGCGGCAGUGCCACUCCCUCCUGGCGGGGUACGGCCGCGACAUGGACACGGGGAGUGUCUGUGUCGAACUCGUGAGCGAUCCACCGCAGUUGAAGGUCACCUUUGAGACGACUGGAGACUGGGCGUUGGUUCGCAGUAAGUUCUGGGCCGGAAAGUCCAUUGACAGCGUCCCGACCUUUAUGGAUACCAAGGAGAUCGACCUCGAAGAAUUUGACUACUUCUACUCGAACUACACUGGUUACAAGCGAUGGGUCGCGACGGCAGCGUUGGAACAACGUUGCGGCGCUAAUGGAGACGGCAAGAACAGCAAGAACGAUCAAGAUGAUGAUGGCGACGACGAAGACCACUUUCAUGUGUCCAUGGUGGCUCACGCCGAAGUGGAACAAGUCGAUGCCUAUGCUCAUCUUAUCCCAGGAACGCAGCAGGUUGCCUAUGCCUACGACAAGACCGUCGACAGCGAGGACGAGUGGUACGGUUGGUUCGAGUUCAAGGUGAACUGCAAGUGCGAGGACACAACCAGCCAGCCAGAAGAAGAAGAAGAGAAAGCCAAGGAGUGUCCCGAACCGCACCAUUUGGUCGUCCAGACUGCCCCCGAGCGUGAAUGCCACACCAUUGUGGCUGGAGCCGGGGAAAUCAGUAUGGCCGCUGGAACAGUGUGCGUCAAGAUCGUCGACGAGAACGAUUUGGAUGUUACUUUCGAGGCUGCCAAAGGUUGGGCGUUGAUCCGGAAUGAACUCUGGGUCGGUGAAAACGGCGAAGGAAUUGCCGACGUACCCAUGCUGGCCUCCGGGUCAUCUGUGGACACGGCCAAGUUCGAUCACUUUGCCAAUGACUGGGCAGGCGAACGCUCAGUGAACUUCAAGACCAGCCUCACCGUUGACUGCCAUGCCGAACAAGAAUAUCGUAUCACCGUGGUUGCCCAUUCUACUGUUCAGCAGGUUGAUGAGUUUGGAAUGGUGAUCCCCGGAACGGAACAAGAUGUUUUUGCGUUUGAAUGGUCCCGUGGCAGUGCCAAGGACCAUACCUGGUACGGAUGGGUUGACUUUGUUGUCGAGUGCAUUUGCGCUGGGCAACCAACUCGUGCACCCACCACCAUUGCACCCUCCAAGGCUCCCACAUCCAAGCCAACAAACGAAGAGAUUCCCAUUGUCAGUGUCAAGGAAGGAGAAUCCAUUGAAGGCCCAAUUGAACCCAAGGAUGGCGAACGUUGUGGUUGUGGAGCGCCAGAGCCCACGCCUUGUCCUUGCAAGAAGGAAACUCCUUGUCCCUGCAAGAAGGAAACACCCUGUCCUUGCAAGAAGGAAACGCCCUGUCCUUGCAAGACUGAAUCUCCUAAUUCUGCGAAGAAGUGGAAUGGAUCAAUUGCACAAGAUUCAGGGUUCACUAAAUUCCUUGGACGGCUUGGUAGAGGGACGAAUGAAGUGUCAAAGACAUUCACAAUCAGGCAAAGUGGACCUCCUGAGAAUGAAGAUGCAUACAAGGCGACUUUUGGAUUCUCAGUGUAUCAAAUCGACAGCUGGACUGCAUCGUCAGACAAGUUUCUUGUGAAGAUCAAUGAUGAGGUUUCAAUCAACAUUGGUGAAAUGGACUCCAACAGUGACAGCAAGACUCUGAAUGGCGAUGUGUCAGGUAUCAUGUGGGAACGCACUACCUCAACGCAAGGCAUCAACAUUGGGUUUGGUGAUGAAAAGGACAAAAAGCACUAUGUGAAGCUUCAGAUCCCCAAGAAUCACAUCAAGAAUGGAAAUACCAUCAAGGUAACCUUCAUUAUUGAAACAGAUAAGGAAAUCUCAGAAGGAAGCGCUGGUGUUGACAACUAUGAAUUUAUUGCCUACUACCAUUGUGGCACUCCUGGACCAACUCCCUCUCCAACCACAACGCCCCCCUCCCCUGACACAACCCCAGCACCCACCCCAGGUGCACCAACGUCCAUCCCAAGUGGUGUCCCAAGCAGGACACCAACAUCAGUUCCAUCACCACAACCCACCUUAUCACCAACACAAUUGUAUUGUCAACCUGUAGUGGAGACAGUCAACCAGGAUUUUGAAGGUGAAAAGGGGAAGAAGCAAGCAGAGAAAUGGAGUGAUGGAGAUACUAAAGGUUCAACAGCCUUUGAUAAUGGGUUCACCACCUUCCUCGGGAAACUAGGACGAGGCAAUGACAAGAUGUACCUCGAAACUGACAUUGUCCCCAAGGCUAUCAAUGGCGAAGGCGCCAAGUUUGAAGCGUACCAGACAACCGUGGAGUUUUCUUUGUACCAGAUUGACAAAUGGGAGAAUUCUGAUGACACAAUCAUCAUUGAUGUUGAUGGUACAGAUGUGGACCUCCAAGUGAUGAAAGCUCCGACUGACCUCAACAAAUUGAGUGGCAAGACCACCAACGGAAUCACCUGGACCCGUCAGACCAUUCAAGAGAACAGGAACAUUGGCUUCUUGACUGACGAUGACAAGAAGUACUCUGUGAAGAUUGUCAUUCCAGGAAGUCUCACCACCACCGACCACAAGAUCAAGAUUGGAUUCAAGGUUUCUACCUCCAAGGAUAUCCAAGAACAAGGUGCUGGCGUGGAUGAUUACAAAGUCAAGGCCUACUACACAUGUGCACCCACUCCUGUGCCAACUACACCUCCAACCAUUGUUCCCUCUAUUGCUCCAUCUCCCCAAAUCACAUCACCACCAACACAAUUGAACUGUCAACCUGUGAUAGAAAACGUCAACCAAAGCUUUGAGGGUGACAGUGGAAACAACCAAGCUGAGAAGUGGAGCUUUGGAGAUAAGAAAGGUUCCACUGCUGAAAGUGGCGGGUUCUCUAAGUUCCUGGGGAAGCUAGGUCAAGGCAAUGACAAGAUGUACCUCGAAACUGAUAUUGUCCCCAAGGCAAUUGGUGGUAAAGGCCCUGAGUUUGAAGCGUACCAAACAACAGUGGAGUUUUCUUUGUACCAGAUUGACAAGUGGGAGAAUUCUGAUGACACAAUCAUUGUUGAUGUUGAUGGCACAGAUGUGGACCUCCAAGUGAUGAAAGCUCCAACUAACCUCAACAAAUUGAGUGGCAAGACCACCAACGGAAUCACCUGGACCCGUCAGACCAUUCAAGAGAACCUGAACAUUGGCUUCUUGACUGACAAUGACAAGAGGUACUCUGUGAAGAUUGUCAUCCCAGGAAGUAUCAUCCAAGACAACAAGAUCAAGAUUGGAUUCAAGUCUUUACUCCAGGAUAUCCAAGAACAAGGUGCUGGUGUGGAUGAUUACAAAGUCAAGGCCUACUACACAUGUGCACCCACUCCUGUGCCAACUACGCCUCCAACCAUUGUUCCCUCUAUUGCUCCAUCACCCCAAAUCACAUCACCACCAACACAAUUGAACUGUCAACCUGUGAUAGAAAACGUCAACCAAAGCUUUGAGGGUGACAGUGGAAAGAAACAAGCUGAGAAGUGGAGCUUUGAAGAUAAGAAAGGUUCCACUGCCGAAGGUGGUGGGUUCUCUAAGUUCCUGGGGAAGCUAGGUCAAGGCAAUGACAAGAUGUACCUCGAAACUGAUAUUGUCCCGAAGGCAAUUGGUGGUAAAGGCCCUGGGUUUGAAGCGUACCAAACAACAGUGGAGUUUUCUUUGUACCAGAUUGACAAGUGGGAGAAUUCUGAUGACACAAUCAUUGUUGAUGUUGAUGGUACAGAUGUGGACCUCCAAGUGAUGAAAGCUCCGACUGACCUCAACAAAUUGAGUGGCAAGACCACCAACGGAAUCACCUGGACCCGUCAGACCAUUCAAGAGAACCUGAACAUUGGCUUCUUGACUGACAAUGACAAGAGGUACUCGGUGAAGAUUGUCAUCCCAGGAAGCAUCAUCCAAAACAACAAGAUCAAGAUUGGAUUCAAGGUUUCUACCUCCAAGGAUAUCCAAGAACAAGGUGCUGGUGUGGAUAAUUACAAAGUCAAGGCCUAUUACACUUGUGCACCCACUCCUGUGCCAACUACACCUCCAACCAUCGUUCCCUCUAUUGCGCCAUCACCCAGGAUUACCCAAAAGCCUACUACACUGUGCUGUCAACCUGUCGUGGACAAAGUAUCUCAAGACUUUGAGGGUGACAGUGGAAAGAAACAAGCUGAGAAGUGGAGCUUUGGAGAUAAGAAAGGCUCAACAGCUGAAGGUGGUGGGUUCACUAAGUUCCUUGGGAAACUGGGACAGGGCAAUGACAAGAUGUACCUUGAAACUGCAAUCCCUGAGGAGUCAGAAGACUGUGUGGGCACCAAGUAUAAUGCAUACAAAACCACUGUAGAGUUCUUCUUGUACCAGAUUGACAAAUGGGAGAAUUCUGAUGACACAAUCAUUGUUGAUGUUGACGGCACAGAUGUGGACCUCCAAGUGAUGAAAGACCCAACCAGUCAGAACAAAUUGAGUGGCAAGACCUCUAAUGGAAUCACAUGGACCCGCGAGACCAUUCAAGAGAACAGGAACAUUGGCUUUCUUGGAGACAAUGACAAGAAGUACUCUGUCAAGAUUGUCAUUCCAGGAAGUCUCACUAAUGACUUGAAGCUCAAGAUUGGAUUCAAGGUUUCUGCCACGAACGAGAUCACUCAGCAAAGUGCUGGUGUGGAUGAUUAUGAAGUCAAGGCCUACUACACAUGUGCACCGUCACCUGUGCCAACCACCCUUCCAAGCACAGUUCCCUCCGCUGCUCCUUCACCCCCAGUCACACCAAAGCCCAGUAUUCUGUGUUGUCAGCCAGUCAUUGACAGAGUUGAUCAAAACUUUGAAGGUGAGGAAGGGAAGAAACAAGCCGAGAAAUGGAGUAAUGGAGACAAGAAAGGGUCAACAGCUGGAGGUGGAUUGCUCGCCAAUAUCCGCAACAAACUUGGACUAGGCAAUGAGAAGAAUCAACCUGAGAAAUUGAGUGAUGGAGAUACAAAAGCGUUGACAGCACAAGGUGGUGGGUUCACCACAUUUCUAGGAAAAUUUGGCCAGGGAAAUGAUAAAAUGUGCCUGGAAACUUCAAUACCGGCUGAGGCAGAUGACUGUAAGGACCCCAAGUAUGAUGCAUACAAGACAACUGUGGAGUUUUCUUUGUACCAGAUUGACAAAUGGGAGAGUUCUGAUGAUGCAAUCAUUGUUGUCCUUGACGGUACAGAGGUUAACCUCCAAGUGAUGAAAGACCCAACCAGUCAGAACAAAUUGAGUGGCAAGACUUCAAAUGGAAUUACUUGGAUUCGUGAAACCAUUCAAGAGAGGAACAUCGGCUUCUUGGAUGAUGAGGACAAGAAGUACUAUGUCAAACUGACCAUCCCAGGAAGCCUAACGGAAAAAGACAAGAAGAUUGAGGUAUGUUUCAAGGUUUCUGCCUCCAAGGAUAUCAAAGAACAAAGUGCUGGUGUGGAUGAUUACAAAGUCAAGGCAUACUACACAUGUGCACCAUCACCAGUGCCAACCACACCUCCAAGCUCUGCACCUUCAGCUUCUCCAAGCAAACCAAGCUACUCCCCAAGCAGCCCUUCAUCAAUGCAGCCUUCUCCAAUAUCAGAUGUACCCACUGGAAGCCCAAGCAGAUCACCGUCAUCCCCUCCAUCAAGAGUCCCUUCUGAAAGUCCAAGCAAAUCCUCCGACUCCCCAACUGAGAGCCCUAGUGAAGCUCCAAGUGAACCCCCAAGCAAACAAAGCUCCUCCCCAAGCAGGCCUUCUUCAAUGCAGCCUUCUCCAAUAUCAGAUGUACCCACUGGAAGCCCAAGCAGAUCACCGUCACCCCCUCCAUCAAGAGUCCCUUCUGAAAGUCCAAGCAGAUCUUCGGAUGCCCCAACUGAGAGCCCUAGUGAAGCUCCAAGUGAUGCUCCAAGUGAAGCCCCCAGCGACGCCCCCAGUGAAGCCCCAAGCGAAGUCCCCAGCGAAGCACCAAGUGAAGCACCAAGUGAAGCACCAAGUAAUUAUAGUACUUCACCAACCAGCCCACCAACACCGGAGCCACCCUCAUUCCCACCCUCAUCUGUACCAUCUGAGAGUCCCAGCAUACCACCUUCCAAAACCCCAUCUGUACCACCCUCAAGACCCCCCACCACAUCCCCGUCUACACCUCCUUCAAGGUCACCCACAAAAUAUCCAUCAAUGCCACCAAGCAGCUUGCCUUCCUCUGCCUACCCUAGUGCCCCACCCACAGAAUUACCAUCAACACCGCCAUCUGAUACACCGAGCCGGCCACCCUCCAUUCCGCCGAGUGACACCCCAACGCACAGUCCAAGCUUGCCUCCAAGUGAAACUCCAACAACAUCCCCAUCUAUUGAGCCAAGUGAAAGUCCAUCAAACCCACCAUCCUUGAAGCCUUCAGAGGAACCAUCAUCUCCACCAUCAGAGGUACCUACAAGAACUCCAAGUGCUCCACCCAGUCAAACACCCAGUAUCCCUCCAUCUUCCCCACCUACACCAACUCCCAGCAAACCUCCAACUACUCCGCCAUCUGAUAUACCAUCACAAAUUCCCAGUGCUCCACCAAGCGAUAACCCACAACACCACCAUCAGAAAAACCAUCAAAAGAACCAACUACACCCCCAUCAGAUGUCCCAACCCCUAGCCCUAGUUCACCACCAAGUGAAACUCCAUCAAUCCCACCAUCCUUAA